AUGCAAGGACCGUCUAAAGAAGGACCGCAGGGGAGUAGGAUACAGGAGCAUACUCCCUUCCAUCAUCCACAAGGGAUCUACCCUGCCUUGCCCUCUCUACCGCCGCCACAUUCUUACGGGGAGACGGCCGUUGAGGCGCCUGUAGAGCAGCAGGAGUAUGCUUCAGUGGGGACAAGUUUUGAGGGGUCCGCAGGAGGCACGCAGGGUUGUGCUUGCCACGAGCAGCAAGGGGGAUACUUUGCCCUGCCCUCGCAGUCUCAACCGGACUUCGAGCGUUCGUAUGGGGAGGCGGAGACGGACUUUGAGGCGCCUCAACAGCAGCAGGAGCAUGGAGGCGCUCCAAUGGCAGCGCGCCACGUGGCGGAGCUGUCGCCGUCCCUGCACAGGAACCCAGAGGGAUGGGAUGAGGCGCUGAUGGGAUCUCUAGAGGCGGAUCCUCUAGAGCGUAUCAUCUAUCGUGUUAUCAACCCAGGGGACAUGGCAGAUCUCAAGGCACAGCAGCAGCAGCACGUGUUGUGUCACAUUCCUUGUGCCUCACUUCCCAGUGUGGCCUAUCGUGCUAUCACCCCAGGGGACAUGGCAGAUCUCAAGGCACUCCAUGAAGCCACCUUCCCCAUCGCGUACCAGGCGCAGCACGAGUCAGAGUUAUAUUCUAAUGUCGGGCAUCACAGGGGCAUCAUCUCAUGGGGCACGGUGGACCCGUGCAAGUCGGACAGGCUCGUGGGGUUCAUCACUGCCCGCUUGGUCCCGCCAGCAGAGGCGCAGGUGGGUGCCUGGUGUGUAAGGGUUAGGGAUGGGGUGCAGCAUGGGGUGCAGCGUGGGGUGCAGCAUGGGGUGCAGCAUGGGGUGCAGCGUGGGGUGCAGCAUGGGGUGCAGCAUGGGGUGCAGCAUGGGGUGCAGCAUGGGGUGCAGCAUGGGGUGCAUGGCGUCCUGACAGGCUCGUGGGUUUCAUCACUGCCCGCCUCGUCCCGCCUGCAGAGGCGCAGGUGGGUGCAGCAUGGGGUGCAUGCCGGAACGGCUCGUGGGGUUCAUCACUGCGCGCCUGGUCCCACCAGCAGAGGCGCAGAUAGGGGCAUCAUCUCAUGGGGCGCCGUGGACCCGUGCAAGCCUGACCGGCUGGUGGGCUUCAUCACUGCGCUCCUGGUCCCACCAGCAGAGGCGCAGGUGCUCUGUGGCAGGAGGGGGGGAAGGGGGGGAGCUGGGAGGGAGGGUGGGGGUCGGAUGAUACAUGGGCCCUACCGCAAGGCUGGCGUGGGCAGCCAUUUCCCAUUGCUCUUUGAAAUUUCCAUCUGCUGUACUCUCGCCCUCUUCCGCCCUGCACUGCAUAGCCUUCUAUCCCCGCUCCCUAUGGCACCCCUCCGCUCCCCUUCCCUCCCACCAUCUGUCCUUCCUCUUCCUAGCUUCCUGCCCCCACAGCAACCCACCUGGUGUAUCUGCUGCUCUCACACGCCCCCUCCCUCACUCUCCUACUGCACCCGCCUCUCCUUCCCUCUCAGAAGCCUGCCUCACCCCUCCUAUCCCUCCCCUCUCACCACCUGCCCCUCCUCAUCCCGCCUCCCUGUCCCCGCAGCAUCCCACCUGGUGCAUCUGCUGCUGUCCCACGCCUCCCCCCUCUCGCACUGUGCGGCAGUCUACCUGCACGUGGUCGCAUGCAACGCACCCGCCAUCCGCUUCUACCGCUCACUGUGUUUCUGUUACCGCCGCCGCCUCUCCCGCUUCUACUACCUCAAGGGGGGGGAUUACGACGCGCUGCUAUUUGCGCGUUACGUCAACAGCUGGUUACCACCCGACUCCAGGUGUGUUUUUUUGGGCUGGGUUGGCUGA
Messenger RNA from Closterium sp. Naga37s-1, 1824 nucleotides. The record is from the annotation of a GenBank genome assembly. NCBI's taxonomy places the organism in Eukaryota, Viridiplantae, Streptophyta, Zygnematophyceae, Desmidiales, Closteriaceae.